This is a messenger RNA of Myotis brandtii (Brandt's bat), 1080 nucleotides long. RefSeq names its product actin, beta-like 2 (gene ACTBL2). The record is from RefSeq and is a predicted model, not a curated record. Gene Ontology annotation, biological process: axonogenesis; cell motility. The transcript has a single exon. Lineage: Eukaryota; Metazoa; Chordata; Mammalia; Chiroptera; Vespertilionidae. Gene Ontology annotation, cellular component: NuA4 histone acetyltransferase complex; glutamatergic synapse; axon. Gene Ontology annotation, molecular function: protein kinase binding; nucleosomal DNA binding. Bases 10 to 1065 code for a protein of 351 amino acids.
CAGGGCGUCAUGGUGGGCAUGGGCCAGAAGGACUCCUACGUGGGCGACGAGGCCCAGAGCAAGCGCGGCGUCCUCACCCUGCGGUACCCCAUCGAGCACGGCGUGGUCACCGACUGGGGCGACAUGGAGAAGAUCUGGCACCACACCUUCUACAACGAGCUGCGCGUGGCCCCCGAGGAGCACCCCGUCCUGCUCACCGAGGCCCCCCUGAACCCCAAGAUCAACCGGGAGAAGAUGACCCAGAUCAUGUUCGAGGCCUUCAACACCCCGGCCAUGUACGUGGCCAUCCAGGCGGUGCUGUCCCUGUACGCCUCUGGCCGUACCACUGGCAUCGUGAUGGACUCCGGAGACGGGGUCACCCACACAGUGCCCAUCUACGAGGGCUACGCCCUCCCCCACGCCAUCCUGCGCCUGGACCUGGCCGGCCGGGACCUGACCGACUACCUCAUGACGAUCCUCACGGAGCGGGGCCACAGCUUCACCACCACGGCCGAGCGGGAGAUCGUGCGGGACGUCAAGGAGAAGCUGUGCUACGUCGCCCUGGACUUCGAGCAGGAGAUGGCCAGCGCGGCCGCGGCCCCCUCGCUGGAGCGGAGCUACGAGCUGCCCGACGGGCAGGUGAUCACCAUCGGCAACGAGCGGUUCCGGUGUCCGGAGGCCCUCUUCCAGCCCUCCUUCCUGGGUAGGUGGCCGCCGCCCGGCGGAGGCGGGGCCCUUGACCUCCAGCCGGAGGCCUGGGCUGACCGAUCCCGGGGCGUCCACGCCGCGGCCUUGAGCUCCAUCCUGAGGUGCGAUGUGGACAUCCGCCGGGACCUGUACGCCAACACCGUGCUGUCCGGGGGCAGCACCAUGUUCCCGGGCAUGGCCGACCGCAUGCAGCAGGAGGUGGCGGGCCUGGCCCCCGGCACCAUGAAGGUCAAGGUCAUCGCGCCCCCCGAGAGGAAGUACUCCGUGUGGAUCGGCGGCUCCAUCCUGGCCUCGCUGUCCACCUUCCAGCAGAUGUGGAUCAGCAAGCAGGAGUACGAGGAGGCCGGCCCGCCCGUGGUGCACAGGAAGUGCUUCUGAGGGCGUCCGCCCGCG